Marasmius oreades (fairy-ring Marasmius) is the source of this 3791-nucleotide messenger RNA. RefSeq lists its product as uncharacterized. The transcript is spliced from 4 exons. The record is from RefSeq and is a predicted model, not a curated record. Bases 98 to 2977 code for a protein of 959 amino acids. Lineage: Eukaryota; Fungi; Basidiomycota; Agaricomycetes; Agaricales; Marasmiaceae.
UCCAUGUCCAACUCCAACUCCUGCAACAACUGAGACCUUUCGACCCCGACCUUCGUCCACCUGGACUGUCCUGUUUACUGAGCAGGCUCACACUGAAAUGCCAGGUGAAGGCUCGAGAAGCUCUCCUAUACUUAUCUCAGACGACGAGGACGAAGAUAUACAACAUCCUAGGCAUACGCAUAUGGCCAGCACUUCUUUCUUUAUACCAAAUCAACAAGCUUUCAGACAGGGUCUACCCGGUCUACCUCCUCGUCCAGUUGUGGCCGCUCAAUCCGUAUCUAAUAUCACUCAGCGAGUUCAGAAUUCUGGCAACGCAAAUGUGAAUGAUGUACCUCGAAAACCGAAACGCAAGCGAGAGCAGUCAAAUCAAAGCAUCGACAACUCUGCAUCACCUAGCUCAGCCUUGCCUGCAUCCACUUCUGGCAAGAAUCUGGCGCAAAAUGGGGUAAAGAACAAAAAGGCCAAACAUUCUCAUAGGGGAAGAGCAGCGGUGAGACGCAGAAUGGCAGAAGAAUCAGAGUUUCCGACUCCAGUUCAAUCCUCGCCUGCACCUCCAACCUUUGAGCCCGAAUAUUCUCUCAGCUAUCCGUACCACUUUGAUCCUUACUAUCAGAACGAACCAGACAUCGCCUAUGGCUCUAGUCUGCCAGAAAAUGAUCGUCAUUCCCAGAGUCCCCAUCCAGACGAAGAUGAUAUGUACGAAGCUCGACUCUCAUCGUCAGAUUGGGUCAACUCGAUGGCAAGGGCUGCAGAUCCUUUAGCACCAGAACUUGAACUCUCGUCUUGGGAUCAUGAUCUUUCUAUUCCGUCGCCAGCCCCCAACCGAGUCCAUGAUUCAUACGGACCCUCUCAGACAUUUACUUUUCCACUUUCAUCUUUACCCCCACCUCCUCUUCCCCCUGGUUUUCUCACUCUUUCCGUCCCACCACCACCACCCGUCCCUUCACCUCCCCCCUCGAUGCUACCAAUACUACCGCCUGCAGUUUCAUCCAACGCGAAUGCAGAGAACAUCCCAACCGUUGCGGCCGCUCCAACCGUACUGAGGAAAAUUAUUGGGAUGCCUGUUGAUCGAGACCCCGAUGGAAAACGCAGUGGUUUCAAAAGUUCAUCCAACACUAUUAUUCAAUCACAACCACACGUCAUCUAUCCUCACACUCCUAUCCGUUCUAAUACCGUCAUCAUGGAGCAAUUGCCAAAGCGGAAUCGUGACCCCGGAUUCAUAAUGUCGUGGGGUGAGAAAGCCGCUGGCUGUGCCCCGAUAUUUCUUGCCGUAGACCCUAGUUCUGCGAAAGCAUUGGUCGAGUUUGCAUCUCAUGCACUAGCACGCAAGGCAUGGGCUAGCCCCAAAUUAGGAAAUCAUCUCUCGAGGCUACCCUCGACUGACCUGAAGGGGAAACCGAGAGAAGAUCUCAUUAGAGUUUGGUGGUAUAAACCCUCCAAACCUGAUCUGGUGUUCACCCGUUCAGAGCUGGAAGAAGGGGAGAUUGAGGACGAGACUCCGGCUGAGUCAUUGACCAAGGAGACGAAGAAGGAGAGGAAAGCAAGGUUGGCCAAGUCAGCUCGAGAAGAGAGAGAGAGACGAAGGGAGGCCGCCGCUGCCUUAUUGGAGCAGGAGAAAAUUGCAGGUCGAAGGAAUGAUACUGCCGAACUUCCAGUUCCUCCUUCGUUUCCAAUUCUUUCGGCUCCGCUUCAGCUCCUACCUCCUUUAUCGUAUCCGUUGCCAUAUGAGUUAGCGUCUUGGUCGUGCCCAAAUGUUCAGUAUCAUCCACAUGCUGACUCUAAUGCACCGCAACAACCGGGAUCAAAUUCUCAACCUUCUUCCCAAAAAAAGGUGGUCAUCGACGAAAACAGAAACAUCCCAACAGCGCAUGAGGAGAAGGACGAUGAGGUGAUGAGUAUAGAAGAAGGCGACUUUCCCAACUCCACAGAGGGUACUGGAGAGGAGACUGCCACCUCCGAUGACCUGGAACAGAAACCCUUACUGCCUUCCUGGAUAGGUUCCGUCACUGGGGACGCCAAUUUGGCACUUUCCUCCAGAACAUCUGUAUCCUCUGCACUAGAUACACAAACGGGUUUUUCACCAACGGAUUUCCCUCCCGCUACAUUGCCAUCUCUUUCAUCUGUUGCAGCUCCUUCGGAGCCGCGUGCGAUGAAAAAUGCACCGAAGGCACCAACAUUCACUAAACGGGUAUUACUUGCUCGACAGAAGGACUUGGAGGCACGGAUAGCUCGAAGUAAACUGGAACUACUUCAGAGAACGGAAGCGACGUCAGAAGUCAAAGUCAUCAGUCCUGCACCCGGGGAUAUCCAGGAAACGCACGACAGGCCUACCUCUCCCAAAUCACCGAUUGAAGAGAAGGUUAACCUACCCUCGAUACCCGUGCCUGCUAAUAAGGACACCGUUGGCGCUGUCUCUCCCAAGUUGGUCAGAGAAAACCACCUUCGGAAUCUUGUGUUAGCGAGUAGACGACAAAAGGUCACUGCGGUCAACGGAUGUAAUGAUACACCCGUGAAGGUAGUCACCGCAUCAAAGCCAAUAAAAGCAGAUGUCGAUUCCUCGGUGAAGGCUGUGGUUCAGAGUGUCGCUGCACCAAGCGCCUCAAACCCUUCUUCUUCAGCCCCAGUACCCCGUUCUCCCCUUGUCCAGACAUCCCUUGACGACCUUGCAACCUCGUUCAUCGCAGAGACAAUACAGACCCUGAAACCGGUGUCUGGUCAUAGUCAAACACCGCUAGUGGCAUCACAGGCUGCCAAUUUCAAACCUCCAACAAGUGCCGCAUUUUUAGCGGCAAGACAAAAACAGCUUGAAGAACAGAUAGCUGAGAGCAAGAAACUGAUGGAGAAACUGAUGCACGCGACAACCAAGCAAGAGAAGGAUAGAAUCAUGGCCAGUAUCCGAGAACUUAGUGGGUGCGUUGCCGAAUUGUUAAUUUCUGUUUCGGGGUGCAGGGUUGUUCGUGGAGCUGGAGGCAGCUAAGUCUUUUGUUUUACAAUCCAGAUCUUCGAAUGUGAACGGGAGUGGGUCCGCACCCCAGGCGCUCGGUCUGCCUGCGAUGGCGGCGUCUAAACUUUCUGUGCCGUCGUCAAGUGUAAAGCCUGUGCAAACUACCGAUUUCAAGUGUAUGUGGCCUACAGAAAGUCUACAUGGAGGAGGUAUACUCAUUCUCAGCGAUGAUGAAGAUGAGGAUGAGUGACGGUAUACAAGGAGCUUUUUCUUUUUUCCCCUGCUUUGUUCCCUCUCUUCUUGUUUUGUUUUGUUAUUUUGGAUGAUUGGUUCCCUCGUGGAGCGCUUAUAAACAGUUCGAUGUGCGAUGUGAUGGGGGCAAGGAUGGGAAUGCGCUAAGCGCAGACAAAGAAGUCAUUGAAUCGUUGUGCUUCCUCAUCCUCGCCCGCGUAUACAUGCGUUGCAACCGUAUUCCCUUUUGGCCGUCUUCAAUCAACAAGCAUUUGUCGGCUUUAUUUGGCUAGCAGUGCCAUGGUCGUCAAACGUCUCUCAAGAGCGCCGGACAACGUUUCUUAACUGUGGUAGUCAUCGGUUUUCAGGUUAGUAUGCAUGAUUGUCCAGAAUCGUAUCCGUUGGUUGACACGGUGGAUAUGACUGGCUAUCAUUUUAUGGAUGUGGGCAAGGAGAUUAGAGUGUACCCAUUUGUGCUUGUCAACCGAGCUUGAGUCCCGUACGAAUUCCAACAAAAUAACAAUGUGUUUUACGGGUUCCGUCGACAUUCUUUCGGGUUUUAUUGCUCGAUCUACCCCACUCCAAGGUUGUGUUCAUGAUAUUGUGGGCUCUCGCC